CUUCUUCAACUCAUGGAUGAUGGACGCAUCACCGACGGUCAAGGUCGCAUCAUCGACGCCAAGAACUGCAUCGUGGUGAUGACCUCCAAUUUGGGCGCCGAGUAUCUCUCCCGACCCAAUGCCCAGGAUGGCCGUAUCGAUCCGACGACACGCGAGCUGGUCAUGACCGCGCUGCGCAACUACUUCCUCCCCGAGUUCCUCAACCGCAUUUCCAGCACUGUCAUCUUCAACCGCCUCAGCCGGAAAGAGAUUCGCAAGAUCGUCGAAGUCCGCCUGGAUGAGAUCCAGAAGCGUCUCAGUGGCAAUGGACGCAACGUCAGGAUCGAGCUCACAGAGGAAGUCAAAGACUACCUUGGCGCAGCGGGCUACUCUCCAGCCUACGGUGCUCGGCCACUCGCUCGACUCAUCGAGAAGGAAGUGCUCAAUCGGCUGGCUGUGCUCAUCCUUCGCGGUUCUGUCCGAGACGGCGAGACGGCCCAGGUUGUGCUGGAAGAUGGACACAUUGUUGUGCUUCCCAACCAUGGCGAGAGCGAUAUGGAGGAUGAUGAGGACGAGAUGUGGGACGAGGAGGACGCGGUGGAGGAGCUGAAUGGUGAUGGCGCAGAGAUGGACCUUUACGAUGAUUAAAUGAAUUGGAGGGAGUUUUGGGGCUUAUCAAUGAGCGUUCGAGCGUGAAAUGGACUUCAUGGAAUGAAUUACGAUGCAUGACAAU
This is a messenger RNA of Zymoseptoria tritici IPO323, 712 nucleotides long. RefSeq lists its product as uncharacterized. The record is from RefSeq and is a predicted model, not a curated record. Bases 13 to 627 code for a protein of 204 amino acids. Gene Ontology annotation, cellular component: cytoplasm; cytosol. Gene Ontology annotation, molecular function: ATP hydrolysis activity; ATP binding. Gene Ontology annotation, biological process: cellular response to heat. The transcript has a single exon. NCBI's taxonomy places the organism in Eukaryota, Fungi, Ascomycota, Dothideomycetes, Mycosphaerellales, Mycosphaerellaceae.